Molecule: messenger RNA, 1095 nt
Organism: Adineta steineri
Lineage: Eukaryota; Metazoa; Rotifera; Eurotatoria; Adinetida; Adinetidae
Source: the annotation of a GenBank genome assembly
AUGGGUUGUAAACAUUCAUCUUCACCACCUGAAUCACCAAUAAAACCAAUUCAAAAUGGUGGUCCAAUUGUAUUAAAAAGUAAAAUAUCAAUUCAACGUGCACAAAUUAUUGAUCAUCAAACAUCAAAUGGUAUUAAAUCGUUAUCAUCAUCUGCCUUAUCAAUUUCUGCAAAGAAAAAAACAUGUCUUUCAUUAUCAUCCUUACCAUUACCAUUUACAGUAUUAUGUCUUGAAAAAACACUUGAUGGUCAUGAUCAUUAUUUGAUGAAACGAUUUCAACUUGAUACACCUUGUUUUUUACUUGAUGUUUCUCGAACACAUAUUCUUUUAGUUGAUGGUAGACAACUACGUUUAAUUAAUAUGGAAACAAAAGAUAUUGAAACAUGUAUUAUACCACUUAAUUGUGGAGAUAUUCAAGAUAUUUCUUGGUCAUCAAAAUUAAAUGCAUUUCUUAUACUUACAACUGAUCAAUUAUAUAAAACUGGUACUAAACAAUUACAACCAAUACCUAUUCCUCAAAUUCAGUUUAUUAUUGAAGGUCCUCGUAAAUCUUAUAUGGCAGUUGAUGGAGAUGAUUUAAUUAUAAAUCGUUGUUUUGGAUCUGAUAUUCGUCGUUAUUCACUUGCCAAUUUUUCUCUUGUUCAAUCACCUUAUGCUUAUGCAAAUGGAGAAAAUUUAUCUGUAACAAAUAUUCGAUUGAAUUCAAACAAAAUUUUAGCUCUUGCUAUAUCUAUCAAUACAAAGCAAAUGAUUGAUUUAGUUCAAUUAAAAACAAAUAAACUUAUUCGUCGAAUUAGUUUUGAUUCAAAUGAAAAUAUUUUAUAUCCAAUUAAUUUACAUAAUAAUGGUCAAUGGUUUGCUAAAACAUGUAUACCUUGUGUAAAUAUUGGUCAUUGUUUAAUUUCAUCAGAAGGACAAAUAACAAGACUUACACUUUUUCCUGAUCAAGAUAAUUUCAUACGUUCUAUUUGUAUGAGUCCUGAUAAUCGAUGGUUAAUUGUUAGUCGACAACAUUCAAUUGAACUAUAUCAACCUUGCUCAUCAUUUUUACCUUUGAUGAAAGAAUUAGUCGAUGUUAGUAGUAUUUCAUUAUAA